AUGGGAAAUUGUGCUCCCCAAUACCAUGAUCUGCACCAUCCCGAGUAUCCGCAGAUCAAUCACCAAUCUUCUUCUCCUUCAUCCUACAAUUAUCCGGCACAAGAAUUAUCAUUGGAAGACACAAUCAAAGCAUAUACAGAAAAGAUGAAACAGAAUAUACAAGAGCUCAGAAGUGUUCAAGCUAAUUUCUCCAACACAGGGUUUGAUUCAAAUUCUAGUUUUUACAACCCAGAUGGUAGCAACCAUUCUGAUAUCUCAUGGCAAGAUCAAGCCACAAGAAAUUAUGCUCCCCUACACAAUGAACUGCAUCAUCUUGAAUAUUUGCAGUUCAAAAACCAAGUCCUCCAUCCUUCAUCAUAUGAUCCCUUUCCUAAAAAAUUAUCAUUGGAAGAAACACUCCAAGCAUUCAUACAGACAAGCAAUCGAAAUAUACAAGAGCUUAAAAAGGUCACCAUGAGCAACGACCAGAUUAUGCAAGAGCUUAAACAGAGUAGACAAGAGCUGAAGAAUGCCACUAUGAGCAAUAGUCAGGCUAUAAAAGAGCUUACACAUGAGAUCAGGGAUUCAACUCAGUUCACACAUCAAGCUUUUGCCAAGAAAGAAGAACAAAUCGAUUAUCUGGUUGUUGAAUUCAACAGAAUGGAGGAAGAAGAGCUUCAAAGUCAGCUGAUGGCUGAAGGGCAUUACAAGAUUGAUGAGGAUGAUGUUAGCCAUUCUUGUCAUGAGAAUAUUCCUGACACCAGCAUACUCGAGAGUAAUGAAAUUGAUAACAAUGAGGAGGAAGGAAAAGAGGAGCAAAUUGAGCACAAUGAGGAAGAAGGAAAAGAGGAGCAAAUUGGGCACAAAAAGGAGCAAAUUGAGCAGAUGGACCAAAUUGAGCACAUAGAGGAACAAGAAGAGAAAGAUGAGCAAAUUGAACACAGAGACCAAAUUGAACAAAUGGAGCAAGUUGAACAUAAAGAAAAAAUUGAGCCCCCAGCAGAUACAAGUCCAUCCAAUGACAAGGAAAGCCAUCAUAUGCCAAGAUUCUCAAAGAUUUAUGUAGACAAGCACACAAAUCUAGGAAUCAUCGGCCCAAGAAAAUAUUUCCAAGCAAGCAAAUUGGCUUCCUCAGAUGGAAAAACAUUCUCCCAGAGUGCUAUCAAAUUUUAA
Messenger RNA from Alnus glutinosa, 1152 nucleotides. RefSeq lists its product as uncharacterized. The record is from RefSeq and is a predicted model, not a curated record. The coding region runs from base 1 to 1152 and encodes 383 amino acids. NCBI's taxonomy places the organism in Eukaryota, Viridiplantae, Streptophyta, Magnoliopsida, Fagales, Betulaceae. The transcript is spliced from 2 exons.